This is a messenger RNA of Rhodamnia argentea, 1929 nucleotides long. Its product is annotated as phosphatidylcholine transfer protein-like. Gene Ontology annotation, molecular function: lipid binding. The coding region runs from base 374 to 1567 and encodes 397 amino acids. Lineage: Eukaryota; Viridiplantae; Streptophyta; Magnoliopsida; Myrtales; Myrtaceae. The transcript has 6 exons. The record is from RefSeq and is a predicted model, not a curated record.
AGCAAAAGUGAAUCUUUGGGGAGCCGACCUCGGCCACACGUUUGAGUAGGAUUCCCGAUGCGACUCGCGAUGAACAUGAUGAACACCGCUUCGUCAUUGUUCCAAACAUCGAUACUCACGGCAGUCGACAACUCGAUUCACUGGAUCCAGCAAGGGCAGAGAAACUGAGAAUACAAGCUUUAGCUCCCUCCUCUUUCAGGCGCGCGCGCGAGCGAGUGUGCGGGGACGAGUUCCGAGAGGCAGACGAUGAGCAUCGCGAGGCGGAGGGAGCCACGCAAAGCCGCUUGCUUCGUCCUCGCCCUCCUCCCUCGAGAAGCUCCGAUCCGGAGCCGCCGGUCCUAGGUCGGGAGUUGCAGCGGCAGAGAGGAGUGGGAUGGCGAUCGGAGCCGGAUCGGGGCAGGUAUUCCCGGGGCACUCUGCGGAGGACCUGUGGCGGUCGAACGCGGGUGGCGGAUGGGCCACCGCCGUUGCUCUGCUCGUCGUGCUCCUCUGGCAUUGCCGGAGGAGGCUGAGGAUCUUCUUUUCCUUCCUCUUCCGGUCUACUUCCCCCUCCACUUCCUCCUCCUCCUCCUCCUCCUCCUCCUCCUCCUCCUCCGGGUCUCCCCAAAUCAGCAGCGGAUUCUCCGAGAACGUGUGGGAAGAUGAUUUGAGGUUUCUGAUUCGGAAUUUGAAGGAGAGCCAUUGUGGAGAGAAGAGAUGGGAGGACGUUGUCCAGAAAAGGAACAGUCUGGUCUCAUACUCGGCCAAGUGCUGUAAACCUAAGGAUGGCCCCUUGAAAUACCUGAGCGUGACAGUAUUUGAGAAUUGCUCUCCUGAAUUGGUUAGAGACUUUUACAUGGAUAAUUUUUACAGGCAGCAAUGGGACAAAACUGUUAUUGAGCAUGUCCAGUUGCACUUGGAUGUAAACAAUGGAACUGAAAUUGGUCGAACAAUUAAAAAGUUUCCACUGUUGACAGCCAGAGAGUAUGUAUUGGCUUGGAGGCUGUGGGAGGACUCAGAUGGAGUUUUCUACUGCUUUACGAAGGAAUGUCAACAUCCCUCAGCACCACCGCAGAGGAAGUAUGUUCGUGUUAAGUACUUUAGAUCAGGAUGGAGAAUCAGGAAAAUGCCUGGUAGGAAUGCCUCUGAGAUUAGAAUGUUUCACCAAGAAGAUGCUGGUUUAAAUGUGGAAAUGGCAAAGCUGGCUUUCGCAAAGGGCAUAUGGAGUUACGUGUGCAAGAUGGACAGUGCGUUACGCAAAUACUCAUCGAGUCAUCUGCAACAUGGUUCAUCUGUCAGUGCUGUCACUUUUAUCCAGAAGGUACCUCGCGAACUACAAAUGUCAAGCGGCGGUAAUUCAUCAUCAGUGGCUGCAGCACCUUCAGUUCGUGUUGAGACAAUCACUGAAAAGAAGAAACUAUUGAGAAUACCAUCUAAGAAAGCACUUGCCAAUGGUUUUCUUCUUCUUGGAGGCGUCAUUUGCCUGACUCGUGGCCACUCUACACUUGGAGCUAAAGUAGCCAUCGGCUAUGUGUUGACGAAACUGAGUAAGCGCGGUGCUUCUUCCAGUCAAAGAGUGCGGAACUGAGGUGCUAUGACCUAAUAAAUCGCUGGAACCAUAUUGAAGGUGUAAAGAGCAAAGUACAUUUCGUAACAACACGAGGCUGAUAUAUAUUUGUAUGACGACCACUGAUUGGAUGACGCAGAAGAGGUGAAAAAGAGAGGUUAUGGGUUAGAAAACACAGAGCAAAAAGAGAAAGUGAUCCUUAUUUAUGUUUUCAUUGUGUUUGGUCAAAUGUAUGUAAUUACCUUCGAUCAAGACAUACCAAAUCUACACAACAGAAUUGUUGGCUUUUAUACACAAACAGCCCAUUUUAAAACUGCAUUCUCUGCACCGCAUUUAAUCAUUGAUGAUGUGUAAUCAUAUGAUACAGCAUUCUAAUGUUCUAA